AUCGGAAUACCCACAGUGCCCUCUUUCUUGUCAUCCCAGGUCUUGUCGAUAACCGUCCAUUUAACGUUGUAAGAUCAACCAUUCUCUGUCUUCCACGUCAUGACCAAGAAUCAGAGAAGACCGGUAGUACUUACUGCCUUCCCACAUGACCACAUCAACACCUUCCUACAGCAGCAGGAACCACGACUUGACCUCCGGCGGGUUCUACUGAAACAAUGGUGGAGCUCAGAGUAUCUCCAGACCCCGGACAGAACCUACUGGAAAGAUGUAGAAGUCUACUUUGGAUCCUCAGUACACGUGUGUCAGAACUUACACCUGCUGCCCAAUCUGAGGUGGAUCCAAACGGCGGAGGCAGGAGUUGAUGCAGUGCUGAAGAUCAAACGGGACCUGCCACCCGGCAUCACGGUGACCCGUAACGCCAUGACGUUCCAAUCUCCGAUCUCCCAGUAUGUCAUUGGUCAAAUCAUCUCUGCCAACAUGAACUUCCGACACUUUCAGAGGCAGCAAAACCAACGCACGUGGGACAGGCAUGUGUACAUCUUAGACAUCACUUAUAAAUGUCUUAUGUUAGAGCUUGAUAACAGGUUGUUGAAAACAUCUUUCAGAACAACCCCCGAUUCUGGAUUGAAGCACCUCAGCUCGUGUACGGUGGGGAUACUGGGACUGGGAGCUAUUGGCAGCGAAGUUGCCCGUGCAUGUAAAUACUGGGAUAUGACUGUGUGGGGUUUGAAACGAUCUGAAGUCAAGGAAGAAGACAGGAAGACAUUUGUGGAUGAGUACAGACAACCAUGUGAUCUGCUUGAACUACUGUCCUCCUGUGAUUUCCUGGUCAACAUUCUACCGUCUACACCUGAAACUCGGGGUCUUCUGAGUGGAGACGUGCUUUCCCACUGUAGGAAGAAGCCUCUGUUCAUCAACGUUGGACGCGGAGACAUAAUUGACGAUGAGAGUCUUCUUUCAGCACUCAGAGGAGGAUGGCUGUCGGGGGCUGUGCUGGACAUCUUUACGGAGGAGCCCUUGUCUCGAGAUAGUCCUCUGUGGGGAGAGAGGGACGUGGUGAUCACACCCCACGUAUCUAACCAAAGUGAUUGUAUGGACUCAUACAAAAAGCUGGCGUCCAUGUUUUUGGCCAACUAUAAUCGUUACCUGAACGGACAAGCACUGGAGAAUGUUGUAAACAUUGACAGGGGAUACUGAACGAUAUGUCUACUGAAGCACGUGGUCGGUUCAGCGUUUCUGUUGGGUUGUUGAUUUGACAGUUACAUUCAAACGUAACAGUUCACUUUAAUGCCGGUGACUGCGAGCACUUGGACUUUAAACUCUUUG
This is a messenger RNA of Haliotis rubra (blacklip abalone), 1326 nucleotides long. RefSeq names its product glyoxylate/hydroxypyruvate reductase A-like. Lineage: Eukaryota; Metazoa; Mollusca; Gastropoda; Lepetellida; Haliotidae. The coding region runs from base 100 to 1197 and encodes 365 amino acids. Gene Ontology annotation, molecular function: NAD binding. The record is from RefSeq and is a predicted model, not a curated record. The transcript has 11 exons.